Moneuplotes crassus is the source of this 660-nucleotide messenger RNA. The record is from the annotation of a GenBank genome assembly. NCBI's taxonomy places the organism in Eukaryota, Ciliophora, Spirotrichea, Euplotida, Euplotidae.
UGUAAGAGAUCAUAUUAGAUCUAUGAGGUCAGUACCAGAGUUGUGGAGCAUAAUUUGCAUGCUAACUUUUGAUCACUCUCUUUGAGAAUGCUCUCUGUCAAUAAGCGUGGGAAUAACAUGAUCUAUGCAUUUUUGGUAUGAUAGGGCAUAAAUUGGAAUAUUCAGUAUCAAGAAAGAAGAUUUUAAUAUAUUUUAUGAUUAUUUUAUACCUACUUAAUAAAACUGGCUCAGAUAAUAAAAGAAAUAUUAUUAGAAGUUCACGAAGUUGUUCGUUUAAUUUUGAAUCUGCUUUUGUCUAUUUUAACGUAUUUUUGAAAUUUAAGUAAGCAUUUUGUAUCCGUGAUCAAAAUAUUAUCAUAGUUUUGUAACAUCCAAUGGGCUUGCAGUUAUUAAGUGUAAAAUUUAGGUGCAAAAUCUGAGGAAUAGAGGCCAAAAUCCUUCCAUGCUUUCAUGUUUGAUAAAUUUUCAUAAUCCAUGGUGCCCUAUCAUUAAACUAUCUUCUGACUUCAAUUAUUAUCUGUGUAGACUUUUAUCAACACCCUAUAAGCUUCCAAAUUUUGUUCAUAAUUCUAAACUCCCGACAAAAUUGAUUUAAUUCCUUCUACUACACACAUCCCACCUCCCUCAACACCCUAACCCCCAACUAUCCAUAUUUUUCCU